ACCGCGGAGCUCCUCGAUCAGGUGUGAUGAUGCUGUCGGCGCUGCAGCUUCCUGCUGAGCUGUGGCUGCAGGUGUUCAGUUACCUGUCGUGGCGUGACCUACUGAGCCUGCGCGGCAGCUGUUGUCACUUCCUGCGGCUGCUGGACACUUCCUGUCAGCUGUGGCGUGGCUUCUGCGUGACGCUUUGGGACUUUCGGCGCUACGAUCGCUGGUUCUGGACGAGCCUGGCUCAGAGGAACGUGGGCAGCGUGUGUGUGCGAGCAGGUAAGAGGAAACACCUGAAGCAGCUGUCCACCUGGCUGCCCGCCCUCCACGCGCUGCGAUUGGACGACUGGAGAGACGGCACCGCCCACGAGCUGAAGCUGUUCCAUAGGCUCCGACGCUUGUCCGUCACUUCCUGCUUCACGCCUCUGGAGAGCCUGGACUUCCUGCUUCCUGUGAGCGGUCACCUGACGCAGCUCAGCCUGUGUAACGUGCAGCUCACCUGUCCCGCCGCUCACCUGGCGGCCGCCAUCAGUCAGCUGACCCGCCUCACCUCGCUGCGGCUGCACCACGACGGCAGCCUGAGGGCGCCCGAGCUCAGCGGCGUCCUGACUCACCUGAAACACCUGACGCACCUGUCCUGGACCAUGAUCACCUACAGGACGCUGUCACAUGACUUCUUCAGCUCCGCCCACCUGACAGAUGAGCUGCACCUGUCCGAGCUGCAGCUGUUGAAUUACGAUGCCACAGUCACACAGGAAGUUCUGCAGCCUUUGUCCCGCCUCCGCAGCCUGUCAAUCUUCCACCUGUACUCUGUCCCCGGCCCCAUCUGCCACCUGCGCACCUGGCUGACAUCACUGCCUCACCUGGAGAGCCUCAGCGUGGACGGAGGCCACCCUCUGGCAGCCUACGCAGACCUGCUCCCCUCCUCAUUGGUCAGUCUGACGCUGAGUGUGGAGCUGGAGCCGGAGGACCUGCAGGUGGUUUCUCUCCGAGCUCCUCGUCUGCAGGAGCUGCAGCUGGAGCCGUGGAGCUCGUCCUCCGGCCUGGUGAAGCUCCUCCCACACCUGUUCCCUCACCUGACCACGCUCCGCAUCAGACACGCCCACGUGCCAGACGAGGACUUCCUGUCUCUGCAGCGGCUUCGGCGGCUCCGAACGCUCGAGGUUUUGGACCGGAGUCCCCGUCUGCCACAGCUGACCUCUGACCUCCACAAGCUGACCAAUCACAGAGUCCGAGUGCUCACCAGCUCACACAGAGACCCACUCGCCUGCCCAUGCGUCUGACCAAUCACAGCCACCGGGACAUCAGGGGGGCGGGACCAAAGUGUUUCUACUUUUGUUUCUG
Messenger RNA from Scomber japonicus (chub mackerel), 1329 nucleotides. RefSeq lists its product as uncharacterized. The record is from RefSeq and is a predicted model, not a curated record. Lineage: Eukaryota; Metazoa; Chordata; Actinopteri; Scombriformes; Scombridae. Gene Ontology annotation, molecular function: protein binding. The coding region runs from base 27 to 1268 and encodes 413 amino acids. The transcript is spliced from 5 exons.